CUUUGCUUCCUCAAUGAAACGAGGGAAUAAACAAAAAAAUGUCAAAAUCCACUAAUACAUUGGUAGUUCGUUUUAUUUUGAGUUUGAUUUGAACUUUUGCACUGCUUUGCACUUUUAUUUACCUGAUAAUAAUAUAUACCUAUUUCAAAAUAUUUGCGGCGUUGUUGUACAAUUCGUAAUAAGUGAAAUAGCGUUCGAAAAGUAGUGAUGUAUCGUUAUUUAGUUUUUUUACAAAUAUUUUUGUGUUUGUAUUUAGAAACUACGGCCUUUGUAUUUCCCUACGUAUAUCCUGUAUUAAAAUUAGAAGCCAGCCAUGGAGACGCCGGGAAGCCGCUCAUGCUCACUCCAUACCUUAAAAAUGGGUCUAUCUCUCUAGCUCAGAACCUUUCUCGAGUGUCUAUUACCGAAAAAUUAGGAUGCCGAAGUUACGCUGGCUUUUUUACCGUCAACGAAACUUACAACUCUAAUCAUUAUUUUUGGUACUUCCCGCCUAUAUCUGGGGAUGAAUCCGCACCUUUGCUGCUCUGGCUUCAAGGUGGUCCUGGGGGCAGUUCUUUAUUUGGGUUAUUUGUGGAAUUGGGCCCGAUAACAGCUAACAAUAAGGGAUUUGUUAUGCGAAAACAUCAUUGGGCAUUGACCCAUCACUUGCUCUUUAUUGAUAACCCUGUCGGCGCGGGCUUCAGCUUCACUGAUCAGGAGAAAGGCUAUUGCACCAACGAGGACUGCAUUUCCAAAGGCCUGUACAACAGCCUCCAACAAUUUUUCACUCUGUUCCCGAAAUUAAGAAAUAAUGAUUUUUUCAUUACUGGAGAAUCUUACGCAGGGAAGUACAUUCCAGCACUGGCUAUGAUGAUACAUAAACAGAAUGAAAAUUGUAAUGAAAAGAAGAUAGAGUUGAAAGGGCUUGCUAUAGGCAAUGGGUAUUGUGACCCUGUCAACCAGUUGGAUUAUGGAAACUAUCUAUAUCAACACGGACUUAUUGAUAAUGCUCAGUUGCGCAUAUUCCAGAAGUACCAGUCAAAGAUUUAUGUGGCAAUAAAAAACGAGAACUGGGGUCAAGCAGACCUCCUUAUGGACUAUCUAUUGGAUGGAGACAUAGCGAACACUUCAUACUUCGGGGCUUGUACUGGUUUUGAAAAUUACUACAACUUUUUACAACCCGUAGACAAUUUAGAUGUUAAGCCCCUUUUGAAACUGUUGCAAAAGGAUGAUGUGAGACGUAGUGUGCAUGUCGGCAAUCGUCCAUUCAAUGCAGAGUCUCAAAAUGUUGCAUUGUAUCUAAGUACAGAGUUAUUGAAGUCUGUCGCUCCUUAUAUUGCAGAACUAUUAUCUACAUACCGUAUUAUGUUCUACAAUGGACAAUUGGAUAUUAUUGUGGCUUAUCCAUUGACUGUGAAUUUUUUGAAGAAUCUUAAUUUUUCUUCAGCACAUGAAUAUAGAAAUGCCCCUAGAAAAAUAUGGCGAGUUAAGAAUGAAAUUGCAGGUUAUGUGAAAAAAGCAGGGAACCUCACUGAAGUUCUGGUGCGUAAUGCAGGUCACAUGGUGCCGCAUGAUCAACCCAAAUGGGCAUUGGAUCUUAUUACUAGAUUUGUAAAUGGAAAACUUUGAUAAUUUUUUCAUAAUUAUCUAUGUAAUUACAUCAGUUUGAUGUAAACUUGACUGGUGUAUGAAACUUGACCAUGCACCAACUAAUUUUAGGGUAGAUGACAAAUAUUUGUUUGGAUGACCUUUCAAAGGCCCUUAUAUUAAUAGAAACGCCAGUGAAAAAAUAACUGUCAUAAAGACAAUGUUUUCAAAGAUAUAACAAAAGUAAAGUCACACAUUUGUAUGGGCUUGUCCAAAAGCUCUAUAAUAAAUGGCAUAAACAAGUGACAUCAGAACUUGGUAAUAUGUUUGUAAGAAAAGUUAUGUUUGUUCGACAGGUACAUUAAAUAUUACUUCUAUGGUGAUCACUAACAAAAGUUGUUACAACAUUUUUGUUUUUAUGAUAUUUGAGUUUAUUUGAUAAUUUCAUACUUUUUGAAAAUUGAAUUUCCAGCCAACAAUCUAUGAAUUAUGAUAAUAAUUUUAAAUACCUAUACCCUAUUCAUCUUGGACUGAGACAAAAGGUAAACAAACCUUGAACAAAAAAUCAUUAUUUCUCGUUAUUCCUUUGUUAAUUUUGUUCUUACUUUCUGUUAAUGUAAAAUUUUUUGUUGUUGUUGUUUUAUGGAGUCAUGUCGCUUACUUAAAUGUUUGACUUUUGUUCAUUUCUAGUUUCUUUUUUGUUUACCUUUUGUCUCGGUCUAAGAUGAAUAGGGUAUAUAUGUUUUACAAUUCUCUGACCUUGUCAUGUACUUUAAGCUUUCCUGGUGAAUCUAAGUUAUGAACAAAAUAUAGUCAAGUGUAUAAGUUACAACAAACUUGUUUCUAGACUAUGUAGUUUCAUACAAAUGUCUCAUAUUAGGAAAUAUUGUUAAAUUAACUCCUAUUGAUUAAAGAGUGUAUGCAAUAUGUGCUGUGAUCUACCUGUGGUACCUAUAUAUAUUUUAUUUUAAUAUUUAGAAUAAUUGUAUCUUAUAAAAUAAAUAAAAAACUGUUUUA
Molecule: messenger RNA, 2583 nt
Organism: Plodia interpunctella (Indianmeal moth)
Lineage: Eukaryota; Metazoa; Arthropoda; Insecta; Lepidoptera; Pyralidae
Product: venom serine carboxypeptidase-like
Exons: 1
Coding region: 208-1608 (466 amino acids)
Biological process (GO): proteolysis
Molecular function (GO): serine-type carboxypeptidase activity
Source: RefSeq, a predicted model, not a curated record